CACGCCUACAACAAUCGGUCUACUAUACACCAUAAUUUACGCACCAGUUCGGAAUCUCGUCGACCGAUUUCAGCCGAUUUCGAGGGUCUUUUGGACGACCUAAAUCGUGUGGGUCGUCGCCAGCCGCCCGUUCUCACCUCCUCCACCGGUCGACAGAAUGGAUCUAUCAGCAAAGGUCUGCAUCAGCGUCAGCAACAGUUGUCCCGAUGGUCGUCCGUCCAAGGCAACGACUACUGGCAAGACGCCGGCCUCGACGGCAGUGGUCGAUUCACCACGACUCUGACACGACAGCACAUCAAGCGCCAUCCCGUUAGUUUGAGAUGA
This is a messenger RNA of Protopolystoma xenopodis, 324 nucleotides long. Lineage: Eukaryota; Metazoa; Platyhelminthes; Monogenea; Polystomatidea; Polystomatidae. The record is from the annotation of a GenBank genome assembly.